Tarenaya hassleriana is the source of this 546-nucleotide messenger RNA. Its product is annotated as transcription factor IND-like. Lineage: Eukaryota; Viridiplantae; Streptophyta; Magnoliopsida; Brassicales; Cleomaceae. The coding region runs from base 1 to 546 and encodes 181 amino acids. Gene Ontology annotation, biological process: regulation of DNA-templated transcription. The transcript is spliced from 2 exons. The record is from RefSeq and is a predicted model, not a curated record. Gene Ontology annotation, molecular function: DNA-binding transcription factor activity; protein dimerization activity.
AUGAAUUACCGUAGGGACUCCUAUCUCUUGGAAAAUCACACAUUCAACAACAACGAAGAACAUGACCAUGAUCUCAUGGACAUAGCAAUGGACAUGAUCAUCAACCCUUUCACUCCUUCCUCUUGCCCUUCUUUUCUCCCACCAGAAACCCUAAUCCACCUCCGUGAUCAAGAACUCGAGGAAGAGGAGGAGGAGCUCGACCCAGUCAAGGAGCUAACAUACAUGGUCGCGGCCAUGCAGCCAGUGGAUAUCGACCCUCUCAACGUUCCAAAACCCAAGAGACGCAACGUCUGUGUCUCGAACGACCCGCAGACCGUAAUUGCUCGCCGCCGCCGUGAGAGGAUCGCCGAGAAGAUACGUAUCCUCAAGAGGCUCGUGCCAGGCGGCGAAAAGAUGGAUAUAGCUUCAAUGCUCGACGAAGCUGUCCAUUACGCCAAGUUCUUGGAGCGAUGGAUCCGCCGACUUCAGUCCAUCCAUCCGCCGGAUUUCGGCUCCUCGGCCUCAGCUACAGCUGCAGGAGAUCAAGAAGAUGUUCCUCUUCGUUAG